This is a messenger RNA of Sporisorium graminicola, 2502 nucleotides long. RefSeq lists its product as uncharacterized. The transcript has a single exon. Lineage: Eukaryota; Fungi; Basidiomycota; Ustilaginomycetes; Ustilaginales; Ustilaginaceae. Gene Ontology annotation, molecular function: oligopeptide transmembrane transporter activity. Bases 1 to 2502 code for a protein of 833 amino acids. Gene Ontology annotation, biological process: transmembrane transport. The record is from RefSeq and is a predicted model, not a curated record.
AUGCACGCAAAUACAUCGCAGACGUCUUCGCCUGGAGGCGCGGCAGAGUCGAACAACACAUCUCACUACCUGACCGGGAGAUCUCGCCCUCGAUCCAGACCACGCUCCCAUCACUUACGCGCACUAGGUCAGGACUCGGACGAGGAUACCACCACCACAACCACCAUCCAGAUGGACGAGUACGAGCUGGACCAUCGACAUCCCAGCGGAUCGAGUAAGCGUCAUGACGACGAUGCGGAUGACGACGAGACCGAGGAAGGCGAAGAUGCCUUGAUGCUGGGGCCGGCUUCUGCGUCUGUAGGCAAUGGCGACGAAGAGGCGUACGAAUUGCGUCGGAGCAAGACGAAGCAUCGCGCGGGUCGUAGACAUGUUUCUACAGGCUCGAUCUCGGAAAAGUACGAUCCUGAUGAUCCAAUGCAUCUGGUCAGCAAGGCGGUGCCAGAGCACGACGACCCCUCGCUUCCGGCUUUGACAUGGAGGGCAAUGCUGAUCGGCUCGUUCUUCUGCGUCAUCGGAGCAGCAAUUGCUCAGCUCUUCUUCUACAAGUCCAACUCACCCUCGUUCAGCAGCUACUUUGUCAUCUUGAUAUCGCUACCCAUCGGUCGAUGGCUGGCCAACCGCCUACCAGAGCGCACGAUCCAAAUCGGCAAAUGGUCGGUCCAACUCAAUCCAGGGCCCUUCAGCAUCAAGGAGCACAUGCUCGUCGCCAUCAUCGCUUCGUCCGGUGCAACGUCUGCAUACGCGAGCGAUAUUAUCAACAUUCAAGAGCUGUUCUAUCAUCAGCAUAUGAAUUGGCUCUCAUCGCUGACACUGCUCAUCACAACGCAGGUACUGGGUUUCGGCUUUGCGGGUAUGGUGACGAACUUGCUCGUCAAGCCUACAUCCAUGAUCUGGCCCAGUACGCUCGUCACUACAUCCUUGUUCCAUACUUUGCACGACAAGCAGGCACCCAACACCCGCGCUAGACUGCGCCUAUUUGCGUUGGCAUUUGUGGGCAUCUACGUCUACCAAUUCCUGCCAGCUUUGCUUGCGCCCACACUGUCGAGUGUCGCCAUGCUGUGCCUGGUCGACAACAAGAUUCCUGCCUUCCGCUCUCUCAGCUCGGGCUAUCACGGACUUGGCUUUCUCAACCUCACGUUUGACUGGAACGCCGCUGGGAUGAGCGGGCCUUUCUACCAGCCGUGGUGGGCAGCCCUCAACUUUUACGCCGGCUUCGCGGGGAUGAUGUAUAUCGUCAUGCCCAUCCUGUACUGGGGGUUCAACUUUUGGGAUGCCCAGUCUUUCCCGGAAAUCCUCAGCGCAGGACUGUACAACAAGGAGCACAAGAAAUUUGCCGUCGACACGCUGCUCAACAAGGACAACACGCUGAAUGCGCAGGCGUGGGAGACGCAGAAGCCGAUGCUCCUUACUCCGUACUUUGCGCUCUCGUACGGGCUAGGUUUCGCGACGUUGACGAGCACGGUGAUGCACGUACUGCUGUGGCACUGGAAGGACAUCAAGAAAGCGGCGAGUAAUGCUGUGCAUGACGACGUGCACAACCGCUUGAUGAGGGCAUACGAGCCUGUGCCGCGCAAGUGGUAUGCGACCACAUUUGCGAUGACGACGGUGGCGGCUAUGAUGUUGGUUUUGUUGACGCCUGCGCUGCAACUGCCCGUGUGGGCGCUCUUGUUGGCGAUUGCUAUGGGCCUGCUGUUCAUCGCGCCGCUGGGCAUCCUGAGAGCGGUCUCGGACACGGGUGUGGGACUCAACAUCAUCUCGGAGUUCGUGAUCGGGUAUAUCAUGCCGGGCAAUCCGAUCGGAAAUAUCCUGUUCAAGACGAUGGCAUACAUGUCGCUCAACCAGGCGCUGGAUCUGGUCAAUGAUCUCAAGCUUGGACACUACAUCAAAAUCCCACCCAAGCACAUGUUUGUCGCGCAAUUGUGGGGCACCAUGAUUGGGUGUGUAGUCAACCUGAUCGUGGUCAACAUCGUGCUGGAUCCCGCAUCCGGAUACCGCGCGUUCUUGGAUGGAACGGUGGAAGACCCCUCAGGCCAAUGGGACGGCAGGAAGGUGCACAUCUUCUUCUCGGCUUCCGUCAUUUGGGGGCUCGUGGGGCCGGCAGAGUUCUUCUCGGGCAACUACCGAAAGCUUUACUCUGGCUUCCUGUUUGGUGCACUGCUGCCGUUGAUCCCCUACUUGCUGCACAGAAAGUACAAAUCCAAAUGGUUGCCCAAAGUGGCGUUCCCCAUCAUCCUUCAUUCGGCCGCCCUGCCACCAGCCGUUCCCACCAACGUCAUCAUGACUGGCUUCUUCUUCUCGUGGCUUUCGCAAAAGCAUCUGCGCGAGAAGCACCCGGUAUGGUUCGAAAAGUUCAACUAUGUGCUUUCGGCCGCCCUCGAUGCAGGGGCAAGUGUCAAUGCGUUGACCAUCUUUGUGCUCACGCUCAGCUUGCUCAAGUAUGCGCCCGUGCCGCAUUGGGCCGCCAAUCCGUUGCAGGAUGCCGAACACUGUAAACCCUCUUAG